Molecule: messenger RNA, 4534 nt
Organism: Monomorium pharaonis (pharaoh ant)
Lineage: Eukaryota; Metazoa; Arthropoda; Insecta; Hymenoptera; Formicidae
Product: LIM/homeobox protein Awh
Exons: 4
Coding region: 2789-3814 (341 amino acids)
Biological process (GO): regulation of transcription by RNA polymerase II; neuron differentiation
Cellular component (GO): nucleus
Molecular function (GO): RNA polymerase II transcription regulatory region sequence-specific DNA binding; DNA-binding transcription factor activity, RNA polymerase II-specific
Source: RefSeq, a predicted model, not a curated record
GAAGCGUUCGCGCGAGGCGACACGGAUGAACUUGGCGCACGUAGGUAAAUUUACACGGUUUUACGCGCCUGCUUCGAGUUAAUAAAUAAAGGCACCGACGCGCGCAAACUCUCGGAAAUGCACGCUGGAUGCGUCUCCUGCAUCCCCAUUCCGUCUUCUCCUUCCUCAUGCGCCGAGCCUGCCACAAAUGCAGUUUCGAAAUGCCGCGGAAAUUGUGCGCGAUUCUCGAUAUUUUGCACAAUAUCUCGGUACACAGAGAAAAUUUCUCCUAGAAUUUACCUUUAAAAUUAUGGUAAUCGUAGGGCAAACCGGACAGCAAAAUUUUACUAAAUUUUAACAAAUUUUACUAAAUAGAAUUAUAAUUCUAUGAUUAUAAUUUUAUGUUUUAAGAGACAAUCCUCUUUGUACAGAAUUGCGAUACGGAAUACGAUCGGUUUGAUAGCACGGCGGUUCAUCGAUCGAAGUUCCAUCUUCCCGAAGCGUUUAAGGAUCGCGACAUUUCACGGAUCACCGAUCGUCCGGCAAUAAAACAUACGGGUGACAGGGCUGGGAGACCCGUUUGACAGUUUUCCACGACGCGAAAGAAAUUCAUAUUCAUUUUGGGCGUGGACAUGGAUACACGCGUCCGCAGCGUCGUCCACGCCGAACAUGCUAUAAACGCAUCGCGUUGCACCUGUGUGCGUGGUGACGCGGAGAGAUAGAAGCGGUACAUAGGCGGGGUAGGAUAGCCGUCGGUGAUAAAAGCCGCCGGUCUAUUCGGGGAUGAUUUACGGCUCGGGCCGCGGCGCGGUGAAAAUACAAACAGGUGCUUCUCGAACUUCCUCGAAAACUCAUAUUUAUCCGAAUGAAAGAGGAGAGUCCAUUUCUUAUUCUCGAUACGUGAUUAACAUAAAAUUAUAUUAAACGUUUCUCCAUUCUGUCACGCUCGCCUAGAAGGGAUGAAAGAUUGAUAGAAAAACAUAAUUUGAUAAAAAAAAACAAGAUGAAUGACGAUACCGAAGAUUUUAGACCAUAGCGCAAAAAAGUAUCUGAAAACUUUAAUUAGAUACAGAUCUGAAAAUAAUUUUGUUUUUACUAAUGUAAGUUAAACUAAUUUUAAAACUAUCUUUUCUUAGUUCAAAGAGAAUUAGACUAUUAAAAUAAUUAUGCACAAUGUUCAAACUGAUUGUGCUAGAAUGCAAAAAUUGUUUGCAGCAUAUUGUUUAUCAUACUUGAACGUUCUACAUAUUAAUCUUUAUCUAAAAAAAAUUUUAUUUUUGUAUAUAACUAAAUUUUCUAGUACUUUAGCAAAAAUAUUCUUUUUGUGCAUCUUUACAAUCUUUCCUUGUUAAUUUACGCAACACAAUCUAUACUUGUUUUUAUUUUAACUUUAAACUUGGUUUACUUUAAUUUCUUUCUUUAAUUUUAAAAAAUUUAAAGCACAUUGGUGCAAAUAAGUCUUAGACUAUUAAAAUACUUAUAUAGGAUACUUAAACUAGUUGCUAGAAUAUCAAAAUUGUUUGCAGCAUUGUUUAUCACACUUGAACGUCCUAGGUACGACUAGUACCUAUAUAUUUGUUGAUCCAGCAAAAUUACUUUUAAAUCUGGAAUCUAUUAAAUUUUUAGAUACUUUAGUAAAAAUCGCUCUUCCCUUAUGUACGAAGAACCAUUUCGCGAUGGCUCUCGGCAAACUCGAUGGGAGCGCAUACUUCCACGUCGGAGUGUGCGGCGCGAGAUAUCGGAUGUGCCCCAGCGACUCGCAAACGAAGUUUGCGUCGAAGACUCGGGAGUUUGCGAAUCACCGUUGAAAUUCCAUUCGGCAGUUUGGCUGUCGACAAUAAGGUACCCCAGUCGCUUGCGCGACACGAUUCAUCGUCUACCGGCGCUGCCGCGGGACCGUGCAUCCCCAUCUCUACUCCACACGCGUCCCUGCGCCGCGCCGUUCCGGAGAGGAUCGUGAACCCUCCCGCUCUACGAGGGGGAAUCAUGGGCGGGCACCGUGGGCGGAGCUUCUCCGACUGGCGCUUACCCCGGACGUACGUCCUGGUCGGAGUUCCCGAUCCUCUCCGUGACUCUGCCACCUAUUAUCAACACCUAUCUGUCUCUCGCAACCCCCCUCGCAACACCCGACACAUAUGUAGCGCGAGCCCGUGAGUUGUUGCAUCGGUGUGUACGACAGCUCCGAUGGUUCCUCUCUUCGUGCAAGAUACCGCGAAAUAUUCCACGCCGUUUUCUUCCCAUGUCUAUCAAGCGGCAAGGUGUCAACUCAUUCGCAAUUACGAUGUCGAUCCAGGAUUUUGAUUGUAGGGCGGAAAUGGAUCUCGGCAAUGUUUCUUAUCUGUAUAGUGUGUGCACUCUCUCAUGGUAGAUCAGGCCCGGGGCUGUCAUUGACACAUGAAUGUUGGGCCACGUGUGCGACUGUGUGAGUGCCGACCAUCCCCACGCACUGCACGCUUCCAUCGCCCAUCCCAGCGCCCAUCCGAGCGCCGUGGUAGGGGCAAAACCGAGUAUGUCAGUCUUCUCUUAGCACCGAUCGGGGCAGGGCGCUGUUUCGAUUCUUUGCCGGAGUCGCGGCUCUCGCUUCUGCGCGAACGAAUGACGGAUGAUCGGGCCGAGCGAGCCGAGCCGCGGCAUAAAUCUGUGGGAUAGAUAUUAUAGAUUGGUGGAAAAAACUUGGUUCGCGGACUCGACAAUACAUGCGGAAAAGGGGGUGAGGAGAGGGCGUAAGAGCGCGCGAGUAAUACGAGGUUACUCCGAAAUGAAGAAGCGGAGAAGUGCGUAAUCGCGCCUCUGGAUUGAUCGCGUAAUUAUGAAGACUGAAAUGGAGGCGGAGCCCAAAUGCGCGGACGGCGUCUUGUGUCCGAAGGUUAAUAACAAUAAAAACAACAACAACAACAAUAACAACAACAAUAAUAAUAAUAACACCAGUAACAACAAUAACAACGUUGCCGUCGCGAAGAAAAGCGCCGGUGAUAGCGGAUACGGAGAUGCUAUGGAGAUGGACUGCGGCGGCUGUGGGGAGAGUGUACGCGAGCGCACCGUCUUGUGCGUAGGGGGUCGUACCUACCACUCCAGAUGCCUAAAGUGUUGCGCCUGUGCAAGGCCCCUGCACGACCAACACUCGUGCUUCCUGCGCGGCAGGCUGCUCUACUGCAGACACGAUUACGCCCUAACGUUCGGCGCGAAGUGCGCGAAAUGCGGGCGCAGCGUGGGCGCUGGGGACUGGGUGAGGAGGGCUAAGGACAGGGUGUACCACUUGGCCUGCUUCGCCUGCGACGCCUGCUCUCGUCAGCUGUCUACGGGCGAGCAAUUCGCGCUGCUAGACACCCGGCUACUCUGCAAGGCCCACUAUCUGGACGUAGUCGAGGGUAACAAUACCUCCUCGUCGGAGGAUUGCGAUUCCGAGCACGGCGGCAAGGGCAGCAAGACGAAGCGCGUGAGGACGACCUUCACCGAGGAGCAACUCGCGGUCUUGCAGGCCAACUUCCAGAUGGACAGCAAUCCCGACGGGCAGGACCUCGAGAGGAUAGCCCAGGUGACCGGUCUCAGUAAAAGGGUCACGCAGGUUUGGUUUCAGAACUCGCGGGCGAGGCAGAAGAAGCACAGCGGCAAAAUCAAGACUCAGAUGCAUCACUCGCCGCCGAUGCACCAUCACCCGGUCGACCUGUAUCCCAGUGGGAUCAACGUGGUCGGCGCUUAUCUCGGUGGUUAUCAGGUCAGCAAUGCCGGUAGUGAGAGCCCGGGUAGCCCGUUGACGCCCCUCACACCUCUGACUCCGCUCACGCCGACAACGCCGAACCACUUGCAGGCCCAAUUCUGUCAUCCAGCAGGAUAAUCCGAUGUAAAUGUUUCCGCGAGGCCGUUGAUAUUAAUCUCCUUGCACUUUCUCAUGCGCUUUUAGUUUUUGCUAUAAGAUCAUAUAAAAUAUUCGGAAAUAUAUAAAAUCGAGACAAGAUAUUGCAAGAUCUAAAAGUUACGCCCGUUUUCUUCAAGUUCUUUUUUAUACGCGUGAAAAAAGUAUAUCACGAGCCGACUGAUGCACUAGUUACAAAUUAUUACGCGAGUAAAUAAUUAACAAUUAUAGGUAGGAAAGAGUUCUCAAGUCGAAUUAAUUUGUACAUAUAUCCCGUGGAGAUGUAAAAUAAGCGCGCGUUUAUCGUUAAUACAAUACGUAACGUAUGGAAGGUACAAGUUUUUCGUAUUUAAAGUUUAGAUUUAAGCUUAUUUAUUCCGAACUUGUAACAAUUUAUUACGUCUACUCGCGAUGGUGAAUAAAAUCUCUUAGACGACGCGAAAAGGAGAAAGAAAACCGCAAGAUUGCUGAAUCCGUCUUUCGAAACACUUCGACGUAGAUAUUCUUUAAUAUUCAUAGUAAGAAAUUGUAUAUAGUGCGAAUCGUAGCUUUUGUACAUAUAUCUUCUUAGAUAAAUAUAAGUUAAUAUAGAAGUAUUCUGUGAAGAGUGAGAUAGAAGCGUGGAGACGAGAACUUGAUAUUCACUUGUCGCUGCAAUAUUAUAAACCGUACUGUUAUUAAUAAAACGCCUUUUAUUGUUAA